GCUCACUGUGGCCCGCCGCGGCGCACACCUUGUUCCACUUCGGUUAGGGCUCCGCACCACCUCAGCGCUACCCCGGAUUUGCAUAUCACUCCGAAGGGUUCCUCGCGACCUGCUUUGUUGAUUGAAAAGAUUGUACAUGGUCCGUACGCCCUGCACAGUACUCUGCGGCUGUUGACGUAGGUGUACGUGUUACACAUGGACCAUUCCUGCAUUGGCGAUACGUUUUUGCAUUGAUCGAGCCUGUGCGCUCCGAGUCACUGUGCAGUACUUUUCAUUGAAUGCUACGGAAGGGCAGCCUGGAUAAUUCGGACGUGAAUUGCGUUCGGCUUCCAUUUUUCAUCGGUCAAGGAGUGUAAGGCAAACGGGCAACAUUCAUGCUGACCUCAAAUACUGUCGGAGCAAGCGAAAGGCCGACCCUAGUCUACGUGCACUGAUUUCUGCAAGUAUACUUUGUAAGAGUGCUCUCCGCAAGCUUCAUGGAAUUGGCCGGCCUCGACGAAUCUUGCACAAUGCCAUAUCCCGAUGCAGACUCGGCGAAUGCCGAAGAAUACGAGGCCCUGUACCUACAGUCAGUAUACCGCUUAGACACCCUGGACCGUGCCUGCAACGAAAUGCGUUUUUUGGUUCGUGACAUGGAAAUGACAGAGCAAUGGCUACACGAGUUGCGCCACAAACAUUCCAACCUCACCAAACAGAUCAACAUUGCCCAGAUUGACCUCGACAAGGUCGACGAGAGGCAGCGAAAGUGCAAUGUAGUUGUAUUCGGACUUCCGGAGUCGGAACAGGAUCCGGAAUGGUGUGGUGAGCUUGUGCUUAAGCUCGUCAACAGCCACCUCAACUUUCCUCUUACAUCGGAUCAGAUCGUGAGCGCGUACAGACUAAAAUCUCCUUCAAACCCCAGGCCUAUUUUGGUAAAGCUCAGUGGAGAACCGAAGAAGUGGGAAGUUCUCAAUGCCAGUGGCAAGCUUAAGGGAACGGGAAUCGGGAUACGCGAGGAUUUUUCCUAUACUGUACGUCUGCAACGUCGACUCCUCGUAAAAAAAAUGCACGAGGAGCGGCGCGCCGGCCGCAAGGCAUGCCUUAAUAGUAACACAUUGAAAGUAGAGGGUCGCGUGUAUGUGUGUGACAAGUUCUGCGAGAACCUGGUUGAGGUGUCAGACAAUGGCGUGCGAAUUGAAAGCGUUUCCAGAGACAAUGCAGGCUUAUCUUCGACGCUGAAGUUGGACGCACAGUGCCUUAGUAGCGGCUGGCUGGAGGAACACUCCAAGACCAUAUCGGACAAGAUAAAGAUUCUCAAUGGUAAUUGCAGUUGAGCUCAUAGUGGUGGUCUGUCAUCCUUAUAAAAUAUUGGUGGUAGUUUAUUUAUUAUGGUUACUGAUAUAUGAUCACGAUACUAAUAAUGAGUAUAUUUUAAAUAAAUAUAAUAUACACGAAAAUA
Molecule: messenger RNA, 1438 nt
Organism: Rhipicephalus microplus (southern cattle tick)
Lineage: Eukaryota; Metazoa; Arthropoda; Arachnida; Ixodida; Ixodidae
Source: RefSeq, a predicted model, not a curated record